Molecule: messenger RNA, 485 nt
Organism: Acanthoscelides obtectus
Lineage: Eukaryota; Metazoa; Arthropoda; Insecta; Coleoptera; Chrysomelidae
Source: the annotation of a GenBank genome assembly
UCGUGUGGUGGUUUUCAAACAUGUGAUGUGUAAUAAGUUGAUUAGCAACUGGCGAUACAUGAAUAUUCAAGAGUGCCUUGCAAUUCAGCCUACGUGUCCUAGCCAAGUUCGGGCUUUUCCUGGUAGGUGGCGCAGCCCUAUUGCUUGUUGGGGGCAUCUUUACGACAGCCGUGUGCUCAAUGACUCCCAUCUGCGAGAUUACCUUUCCGGGUUUGACCGGGAUUAACCAGGCAAACGCCAGAGCGAUGAUGUCACCGGAAAAGAUAGCGUCAGCUGCAGCCAUGGUCCAGGACGCUAUUGGGAAGUAUCAGAAGCUGCAGAAAGCUGCUAGUCGGUAGACGUCAUGGUAAAAGUUGUGAAGAACGUAAGGCUGAUGUAAAGUUACCCAGUUAAAACGAUUAUGGAUGACAAUAGUAAUUAGAAAUCAUUCAAAUAUAAAAGGAACCUUCUUAAAUUCUGUUUUGAAGCUUUGCUUACCAGAAUUG